Molecule: messenger RNA, 855 nt
Organism: Protobothrops mucrosquamatus (brown spotted pit viper)
Lineage: Eukaryota; Metazoa; Chordata; Lepidosauria; Squamata; Viperidae
Product: solute carrier family 12 member 5-like
Exons: 7
Coding region: 1-855 (284 amino acids)
Biological process (GO): potassium ion homeostasis; chemical synaptic transmission; chloride transmembrane transport
Cellular component (GO): membrane
Molecular function (GO): potassium:chloride symporter activity
Source: RefSeq, a predicted model, not a curated record
AUGGCAGCAUCUCCAGAGCUGGUGCGAGAGACCACGGCUGGCCACAUGGCCUUGCUGGUGGCCAAAAACGUGGCCAUGUUCCCGGCCAACACGGAGCGCUUCUCGGAGGGCCACAUCGACGUCUGGUGGAUCGUGCAUGACGGGGGGAUGCUGAUGCUCCUGCCCUUCCUCCUGCGCCAGCACAAGGUCUGGCGCAAGUGCAAGAUGCGAAUCUUCACGGUGGCCCAGAUGGACGACAACAGCAUCCAGAUGAAGAAGGAUUUGACCACCUUCCUCUACCACCUGCGCAUCACGGCCGAGGUGGAAGUGGUGGAGAUGCACGAGAGCGACAUCUCGGCCUACACCUACGAGAAGACCCUGGUGAUGGAGCAGAGGUCGCUGAUCCUCAAGCAGAUGCACCUGACCAAGACGGAGAGAGAGCGCGAGGUGCAGCUGAUCCACGACAAGAACGCCACCAGCUUCUCCGGCAUCUCACAGUCCCCGGGGGAGGAGGCCGAGGCCGAGGCCGAAGCUGAGGCCGCCCCUGAGAAGGUGCACCUCACCUGGACGAAGGAGAAGGAGGCCGAGAAGAUGAAGGCCAAGAGCCCCAUCAGCUCAGAGAGCAUCAAGGACUUCUUCAACAUGAAGCCGAACCAGUCCAACGUCCGGCGGAUGCACACGGCCGUCCGGCUGAAUGAGGCCAUCGUGCGGAAGUCGCAGGAGGCGAAGCUGGUGCUGCUCAACAUGCCGGGGCCCCCCCGGAACCGCAAGGGGGACGAGAACUACAUGGAGUUCCUGGAGGUGCUGACGGAGCAUCUGGACAGGGUGCUGCUGGUCCGUGGGGGUGGCCAGGAGGUCAUCACCAUCUACUCUUGA